Molecule: messenger RNA, 3369 nt
Organism: Linnemannia hyalina
Lineage: Eukaryota; Fungi; Mortierellomycota; Mortierellomycetes; Mortierellales; Mortierellaceae
Source: the annotation of a GenBank genome assembly
AUGUCCAUGGAUAUCUCACCAGAGGAACCCGCUGCCACCAACACCAUGGACACCGUCGUUGAUGCCAACGAACCAUCAGCAGCAGCUUCUGAGUCUACCAACGCCGAGCCCAUCGCUACCGAGCCCACAGAUAAUGGACCCACUGACGCUGAACUCACCAACGCCGAGCUCAACCAUGCUGAGCCUGCUGAUGUCGAACUCGCUGAUACUGAACCCGCAGACACCGAACCCUCAACCACAGAACAAGUCAUGACAGACGUAGACACUACGGAGCCCAUUAACACCACCAUCGUCACGGACGCCGUUGCGGAUAAUGCCGACCCACCAGCUAUCAUUGCUACUACUACUGCCACAGGAUUAUCGCCAUCGCCGCAGACAGCUGAGAAUGGAUUGUCGCCAGGAUACACUGCUGCAGGAGUACCCACAUCCAGCGAGACUGGAGACGAUGGACCCUCGACCCCUAUGUCUGGACAGUCUGCCGUUGUUGCCACUGCAACACCCAGACCUCAGCCAGACACCAUUGACGGCAGGAGCACCAAAACUGGAUACGUCUACGACGUCAGAAUGAGAUUUCAUCAAAACAUCCACGGAGAUAAUGAUCACCCCGAGGACCCAAGGCGCAUCUGGAAGAUCUAUGAGGCGCUGAAGAAUGCAGGGUGCUUGACUCGGAUGGUCAAACUCCCUUCACGCGAGGCUACACAGGCAGAAUUGGGGCUUGUCCACACAGAAGAGCAUAUUCAAACCAUCACCGACACUGCCAAGAUGGACAGGGAGCAGCUACUAGAUGUCGCCAACAGUUACAACAGUAUCUAUCUCAGUGCAGAAUCAGCCAUCUGUGCCCGCCUCUCCUGUGGAAACUUGUUGGAACUGUGCUCAGCAGUCGCCACCGGGAAGGUCUUGAACGGUGUUGCGAUUGUCAGACCCCCAGGACAUCAUGCUGAACCUGAUGAAGCGGGAGGAUUCUGUCUCUUCAAUAACGUCGCCAUUGCUGCACGGUUCUUGCAGAAAGAACAUGGACUGAAAAAGAUCUUUAUCUUGGAUUGGGAUGUUCAUCACGGCAACGGAACUCAAAAAGCUUUUCUUGACGACCCUGACGUGGUGUAUUGCUCGAUCCAUCGUUACGACGACGGCACGUUCUAUCCUGGCGAUCCUGUUGCCGCUGCGCUGGAUAUGAUUGGUGUUGGAAAAGGUCGCGGAAAGAACAUCAAUAUCCCUUGGCCAUGUAGCGGGAUGGGCGACGCUGAGUACAUUUAUGCAUUCCACAAGGUCGUCAUGCCGAUUGUGUACGAGUUCGCACCAGAUUUUGUUCUCGUCAGUGCAGGAUUUGACGCCGCCGCAGGCGAUCACAUUGGAGAGAACCUGGUAUCACCGGCUGCUUAUGGACACAUGACACAUAUGUUAAAGUCAUUGGCAGGAGGCAAGAUUGUGUUGGCGCUCGAGGGCGGAUACAACCUGGAAUCGAUCGCUGUGUCAGGACUCGCCUGUACUAAGGCCCUUCUCAGCGACCCUAUCCCUGCUCUCGGAAGCAUCAUCCCCAAUCCCGCCUGCAUUCAGACGAUUCACGAGGUUCUGGAAGUUCAGUCGCGCUACUGGAGGAGCAUCACUCCCACUUUUAUUGACCCUACUGAAGAAAAACAAGAAGGCUGGAAUGUGGUCGAGUUGUCAAAGGUCCUGGGAGUGUACAGAUCGGACUUUUUGUACAAGGAGCAUCGCAUGCUCAAAUUACCCAUCUCGAAUGCAUCUUACGGCGCAGAUUUUCUUGACAACGUCCAUUGCACCCAACAAUUGUAUUCUACCAAGCCAUUAUAUAUCUUUAUUCAUAACGUUGGUGAGUUCCGUGCCCGGACGAUGGGCGCAAACAACAUUCUUCGGCCGGACAAGUCCAAGAUGCUGGACACUGUCGCACAUUACGUAGAAAGGAUUGUUCAAUCAGGAAACGAGUUGAUCGACAUUGUGGUACCAUACCAGCCUGCAACCGAGGAUGACAAGGAGCCACUCAAGGAUAAACUGACAGAGCUUUUGUGUGAUAUCUGGGACAACUUUGUGUACAUGACGGGAGACACACGCCGGAUCGUGCUGUUGGCAACUGGGUUUGGAUGCUACAGUAUGAUCUCGUUCAUGAAUGAGAGGCAGAAGGAUGUUGCGCGGUAUGUCUCUUGCGCAGUUGUGGUCCCCGGAGGAGAUGAGGCUGUUCCGAUGGUGACCAGGAGGCUGGCAAAUUGGUACAUGGACCAUUCGUUUGUGGUUGUUGCGGACGAUCACCCUGUCUGGGAACGGGUCAACCAGAAGAUGAGCAACAGGACCGGAAACAUUGUCCGAUCUGGUCGACCAUCGGAAAGAUUGUCAGAGUCGCUUCCACGGCUGUACAACACACUCUUCUUGGAGAUCGAACGGCGGAUCAAGGCCCUUCCUCCAUUGGACCCACCAAACUACAUGCUGGAUCUUCAGGAACCCCUAAGCAACAGCAGCAACAACAGGAACGGAGUCAAUGACGGUAGUAGCUCCACAGAGGCAAUGAUCGUUGAUAGUGGCCCAGUAGCACUAGAAUCAAAAACCUCAACAGAACAACAACAGCAACAACAACAACAGCCCUACACCUUCCCGUCGAACUCCGUCAAUGUAGAUCACGCCAUCGUCCAGCAGGUGAAUGGAUCUAAUCUGCCACCGCAGUUUCAUUCGACGGGAUCCUUGCCCAGUUCUUUGUCCGAGGCAUCAACGCCUUUUGCGGACUCUCAUGCCGGACCCAUGACCUCGUCGUCGGUAUCGUCCGUGCCAGAUGUAGCGGCAGCGUCAUCAACAGGAAGUCUGUCCUCCCGAGGAUCCAACAAUAACCCAUUGGUGGAUCGAUCAACCAUCUCUGCGGUUCAGUCGCUACAGAGAUCACAGCCUUACCCGACUUUGGCAUCUUCUUCGACAACCACCAGUCAAUUGUUCAAUGGUCGUUCGCCUUCUGUCGGGAGCCUUGGCAGCUCUUCUGGAGGGAUCGCGGGAUCUUCGCCAACACCUGCGGGGGGUCACCACCAUCAACAACAGCAGUUUCCACAGGGGAUCCGCUCAACGUCCAAUAUGACCGCCCAGCACCCACAUCCUUCCUCACCGCAUCAUCAAUAUCUUCAGCAGCAGCAGCAGUUGCUCCCUCAACAGCGGACACCAGAUCUGAGUCCUGGACCUCAGGAUCUUCACCAUCCUCAUACCCUCGAUCGGGGCGGUCCACUGUUGAUGUCGGGUGGUGCUUCAGAACACCAUGAUGCCAACAGCCCGCGCCAACAGCACCCAUCACACCAACACCAGCACCAACAGCAUCAUCAGUUCCAGAACGCGGAUGAAGCUUUUGUGAGGCAGAGAUCUCUUUCUUCCGACAACCCCUAG